Molecule: messenger RNA, 13355 nt
Organism: Caenorhabditis sp. 36 PRJEB53466
Lineage: Eukaryota; Metazoa; Nematoda; Chromadorea; Rhabditida; Rhabditidae
Source: the annotation of a GenBank genome assembly
AUGCUUCUGAGUAGACUGCUAGUAAUGAAACCGAUACUUGUCGUGUUUUUCAUUUUAGGUAUGUUUUAUGUUUUAACUCUGUUUGCAAAAUCGAGCUUAUUGCCAAAGCAGUAAAACGCUAUAUAAUUUGGUUUAUCAGUUUUGUUCUAAGUUGUCGCUCAAAAUAGGUCUUGUCCGAGAAAUCCUGUUGUCCGGGUCAAAUUUAGAAAACGAAAACCGUUAAGGAUGGUUUCACAUGUGUUUAGUAUCCAGAAUAAACAAAACGGAAUUGGGAUCAAGGACAACAAACAUCCCCUCCUGUCUACUUUUCCAUUUCCAUAUUCCAUUAGACCGCAACAGUCACAAUAGAAAAUAGUGAUGACCAGGUUAUGAACGAGUUCAAACAAAGACGUUUCGGGGUCAGGACAUUUGAAUUCAUAGAAAACAUGAAUAACAGUUUCAGUUUAUACGGGGAAUGUGUUUGGUGAUGAGCAGUUACGGCCUGCGGCAAUCAUUCCAUGGUCCCAAUAUCAGAGAAGAAUCGGGAAAGUGAAGGAAGGCACAUUCGCCUAUCAGGUAUUUAAUUUGUUUUUCAUUUUCCUAUUGAAUAUAUGUUGAAGAAGGAAAGUGAGUCACUUACGGGAGCGGACUCUUCUCAAUCAAGUGCAACCAACUCGUUCUUCGGUAGCUACGAGAAAGAGGAUCUGUCAUCGAGGCAGCUGCCUCGUUUUGACGAAAAUGAGCCAAGGUAAUUACGGAAGUACAUAAAAGCGGGGUGGGCCUCCUCUCGGACCGCUUGUCGGGAGCAAUUUCUCCCAGUGGAUAGAUUCAGACAACAUUUCUCUCGCGAAACUCAAAUUUAUGGGCUUUUUAGCGUCCGAGGCAAUGCGGCGGCACAAAAGACGCGCUCGCAAUAUGGGAACGUCAUCCGACCGCAGAUAAGGGGACGACUUCCAGCUGAUCCUUCGGAUUUCGCAAAGUUUCCAAAAACCAAUCAAGUGGAAUACUUGGUUCAAAGAGGUUCAGCAUAAUGACAAGGAUGGACAUUGAAAUUAAAUUUGGUGAUUACAGAAUUGGAAAGAGAGACUUUGGUUCCACCGGAAAGACCUAAUGCGGUUUCGAAUCGGCUGCCUGCCAGAAUCCCACUCCGAAAAGAACAGACCCCAACGCACCAGGAAAUGAACAGAGUCCCAGUAAGAUCAAUUCCAAAGGUCACAAUCACUUUGCAACAUUCAGUCGCUCGCCAUUCCCAACGGAGUUCCAAUGACCGCCGGCAGUUGGGAAACUGGUCAACCGCAUUAUACAGGCGAUCGGAGACUGCAUGCUGCGAACACGUUUGCCGGAUCUCCAUCCAUUCCAUACGGAAACAAUGUGAGCGGCUUUUUUCCGGUUCUGACUAAACGGUCUCGCUUGGUUUCAGUUGAUUGGCAACGAACUUCCCACGGCACCAAUCUACCAGAAAAUCGCCGAUUCAAACAUUGUCAGCUCAAUCUUCUCGCAGAGCCAAGCUCGACCAGGGGCCAUUCCGACCAUGGUUCAGGUACUAAAUAAGGAGAUUUGUCAAGCUGUGGAGGAAUUCAUUUAGACUUCGCAGCCACAAGAAUAUCUGACAAAGUUUUUGACGGACGGAGCGUCAUUGGAUCAAUUCUCGAAACUUGCCAAAAAUCUUUUAGGAGUUGGUGGAGGGAACGGAGAAGUAAAAAAAAUUUAAGUUUUAAUGGAUUUUCUGACUUUUUCAGACCGGUGGUGGAAGCGGUGGUUUGUUGGAGACAAUGACUUCAGUUCUAAGCGGUGGAAACCGUAAUCUGCCGACAAGUUCCGCGGCACACGAUGACUUAUCCCAGUACACGCCGUCGUCAGCCGGACGACCGCAGACCUCUGUGUUCCAAAAGCUGCUAAAUCAAGGUGAAUUCAUUUGGAAUGCUAGUGUAAUGGGGGUUUGCAGCUACUGAUGCUUUGAAAGACUCUUGGAAACAAAAAGAAACAAAGGACAACUCUGACCCAGACUCCAAAAAAGCGGAUAUAUUCGCUUUGCCAGUACCUGUGACGGAAAAGCCGAAGAAAGAGAAACUGAGCAAAGAUAGGGAAAACUCUAUUAAGGUGGUCUUAAAUCAAAAUCUGAUGAGUUACAUUUAAACUUUUAGCUUCUCGAAGCAAUGCCAGAGGAACAGCGGAAAAUGCUCGAAGCAGCAAUUUUAUCUGGCGAAAUUGACGCCGACUCCCCCGCCAUCAAGUAAAAUUCCCAAAGAUCCCGUUUUCCUCUGUUUUGUUCAUCCGACAAUUUUAGAACGUUAGUAAAAAACGACCUCACGGAGGAGUCGAAGAAAGAGAAAGAAAACCGGUUGAUAGAAUGGAUCCGUGCGAACCGUCCUUCAAAAACUCCUGAAAACGCAAUUCUCAAAAAUGUCCCCUACUACGGAAAAUAUUUGGGCAGUUUGGCAGAGACGGUGAGGAAAAACAGGAAAAUGAAGUAAUCAACGUGUACCCGAUCGUUCAUUACAGCCGACAACCAAAAAACAAAAGAGUCCGGCGGGUGCGUUGUGGCUGGUUGACGAGAAAAGAAUCAUGGUGACUAGAUUCGUUUUUGAAUCCGGAUCUCUUUUGAACGGUAAGAACGAUCACAUCGAGCAUUCAACAAAUUGAUUUUUUUUAGAGAAUGUCACAUUCUGGUUGGGACCGAAGACGCCAACCGGAAAUUUUGUCGAAGACUUUAUGCCGUCUGAAAAUGGAUUUUAUAUCAAGCCGAAACCAAUUGAAAUGUCUGCUUUUGCCACUAAGGAAUUGACUGUAUGUUUUUUUUUGCUUUUCUCUAGAACUGAUUCGAUUUCAGCCAAUUGAAGCCAAACCUCGACCCAAUGUUGCCGCUGUCAAACUAUUCGAAGGGUUGCCGCCUAUUGUGGCCAACGUGAGCAGAUCAAAACGCAGUGCGGAUGUGACGGAAAUUGGUGCCACUGCCAAACCAAUCGAGCUAUUUGUAGAAGUAUGGAAAUAAUGUGAUAUAGUUAUAAACAUCAACAAAAACAUUUAGGGUGGAAUAAUGAAAGUACUUCCUGGAAAUGGGACCGAAACAAUGACGAGUAUGAGCUCCUUGCCAGAUGGAUUCCGUUUGAGACAGCCAGAAUUCGAUCCCGUGGAUGAUUCGGUAAAACAGCAAAACUUCUUUGUGCAAUUCAAAAAAUGGUUCAGGUUCCCCAGCCGCUCCAAUGGUUUGAAGGCUUCCAACCGCUCAUGCUCACUCUUCCCGUUUCGAAGACUUUCAGCGACAUCCACUGGGUGUCGCUGAGAGACCACAAACGAAAUGUAUGUUAUACAUAACCGCACGCUCUUUCAUGUAGCCUAGUAACCACAAGAAAUUUUAUUUUCAGACCAACGUUGCCUCGGUGAUUCUGCCCAACGGACCGUUCGUCCAAAUCCCUAAAGUAGUACGAUUGAGAGCCCUCUCACCGAACAGCAUCGCCUACAACAUUAGUUCUGGCCCUAUAGAAGUGAAAAACAAAUAAGAGAACCGGAUUAUAGAACACUGAAAUUUCAGGUGUUGGAUGUGAAGACGAUACGAAUCAACAAGUUCUCAUUCCAACAUGAUGAUGAUUCAGUGUGGUUGAUGGUCGGCAGCGAACUAUUCCCCAACAUUGGCGGCAAAAUCGUCCCCCUUUUUGUCGAGUGAGAACACAUUACACGUGUUGGUGAUCUGAAACUAUUUCAGAAGCACCAAAUCAUUCGACUGUCAAGCUCUCCGAAGUUAUCAUGGUGAAACGAUCGUGUUCAGACUUCCCGGGGAACUCACUUGGAAGGAUGUUUUCUGGUUCUCAUGUAAGUUCUAGCUAACCUCUCAUAUUCUGUUUGCUUUUCUGCAAAUGAAGCCGUAAAUAAAGAAAAUAUUUCAAUUGAGACUAAGAAGAGAGGGACUUACGCUAUUAUUUCUUUUCUGAGAAAAAUUCAACCCAUAAACUUUAUUUAUUUGGACUAAAGAUUGAAGUAGUCUAUGACACAUUCCCUCAACAAAAAGUGUACUUUAUCGAUACACAUGACUAAUUACUAAUCAUUUUUCAGUUUAUUCAAUGAAGCGGCUCGUCUCUUAUUCUGAAAUCUACCUUCCGCUCAGCGACAUGCACCUUCUCCCUGAUUUGUCAUCCAUUGCAGUAAGUUUGAGCAGAAAGUCAAAGAUUUUGAAAAGUGGCUGUUCACAACCCCCGUAACCGAAAAACGGGGGAUGUUUACUCAUGUUUGUGACCGCCUUUUCAUGAGAUAAUCGCUAUAAGCUGAACGGUUUUUCGAACCAGAAUCCCUUUUCAACUUUCAAGCUCUUGUCGCGUAUGAUUCCUUUUUUCCCUCCCAAUUGAGCGGUUAGCGAAUAAAACAGAAUUGCUUCAACAUUAGCACACUGGUUUUACGACUUUUCCCAUAAAAUGCUAACUAGCAUGCUGUGCUCUGAUCUCCAGCAACGGACCACAAAUUUUUCACAUACUUUUCAAAUUUCAGACGCCCACAUGCAAAUACACGCCGACGUUGUGAACCGGAGAAGGGCAAAAUGGCAUGAGAUGGAAGAAUAUAUGAUACAAUCUAAUUAAUUUAAGCACGAUACGAGUGGCGCUCCGGCUCCUCAUGAAUCUUUCAUUCAACUUGACUACAACCGAUUACUUUCAUUGUUUACUCACUGCAAACCAUGAUCUCGUUACUAUGUUACUGAUUUUUAUUGAUAAAGUGAAGUAAUAACUAUUUUUAUAGGUUUUCGGUUGUGCGUACGACUGACGAGAGAGGAAGAGAGUGAAUGAGAACUACAAUGAAAUGUCGGUCGCUUUGUUUCUCCUUCACUUGACCGAUCGGGCGGGUUCUGUCGAAAAGUCUGUUAUCCGCCCUCGGAUCUUUUGUCGUAAACGGUCCUCUACCUGACCGUCUAGUGUUACAAUCCGACGGCAGGUGUACACACAGCCACGCAAACUUGCGGACUUGCCACGGCGCGCCCUAAUUUUUCCCUAAAUUAAUGCUCCAUGACCUCUGAGCUCUUUGCUUCCUGAAAAAAGCGUCUGAUUUUCUAUUCUCGAGUUUUUUCUCGCGACACCUUGCAGUUUUGCCAUUGAGGUCAGUGUUUAUUCUCUUUUAAUUGGGGAACGAGCUUGCUCUAACACAAUUUAUCAGCAAGAACUCGUCAAGUCAGCAGAAUGAAAAUGUUCCGGUUUAUAUUUGCUACAAAAUGUUGCUUUCUUGCAUUUGUUCAGAUUUUCGACGUAUUAGUUACCACUACCGUACCCUUGGGGACCGGAGGGUGUUCUAGAGAAGAUAAACAACACUGUUGGAAGUGUGAACGUGUCUGAAUCAACAAAGCAAACAGAGAUGAGUAGAUUUAGGGUCCGCAUGUUGUUGUAUAAUCAUGUACCAGUACACAGUGACUCUUUUUUUGCCCAUUUCGUGUUGUUGCCAUGGAAAACUGUCAUACCGCUUGUUAGGAGGGGUUCUCACUUCCCUCCCCUACAAAAACAAACGCUCUUAUCAUUGCAUCUCUUCAUACUCCGACUAGACGACGCCAGCGAACCUGUGGGGCAAACGCACGGCGCCACACUCGGCAAGUGCCUUUUUCAGAAAUUUUUGGCACCGACGAAGCUGAGGUUGCGACGCACGGGAUGGUCGUAAUCCAGAUAAUUGCUAAUCCGCCCCAUCGCCAGAUGUCUUGCAACUGUCCCCUCACCUGUUGUUGGUUCUGGGCAAUGCCAGAUCCAUAAUCCGAUGGUCCCUUCCUUAAUAAUGUAUCUCUUGGUUGCUGGGUGAUUCCAUGACAACGCCAUUCGUUAAUUUCUCGGCAGCUGGCGUUUCGACAUUCAUCUACCUUUUGGCCCCGCCCAUCUCCCCGCCCCCUCUUUUGCUUUAAAACACGCCCAUUUAGAGCCGGUGGUUCUUGUCGACGGACAGUCUCCUGGAGUCGUCAAUGACACCCUCUCAGUUGUUGUCCGUUCACACCUUCUGACCCUCAUCGCCCGCCGUGACGUCAUUGGUCAACAGGUGUUUCAGCUGGCCUCGAGUGUUCCGUGUCUUGGAGAUUGAAUAUAAUCAUGUAUAUACUUUUAUUUACAACGUUCUUAACAAACAACCAUACAAUUGAACAAAACAUCAUUUCCUUGUUUAGGUCUUUUAGCAUUUCAAGUAUUGCAAAAUGCUUCUUAUCAGUAGAAUGUUUGUAAGUUCGAAAGGACAUUUGUCUAUCGUUACGUUGUGCUCACCAAAGAGUUUGCAUCACGUCCAACAGAAUAUUUUGUCGGCGUUGUGGUCGAGAAGCUUUCGCCAGAAGUCAGUCACAAGCUAAGCCCUGAGGCGACGCGAGUUGUGUUGUGUCGCAGUUCUUUUAAAUGUGCGUGUUUUUUGUGCCACCAUGCCUCUCUUUUUUCAGCUCUCACAGCCGCGCCGAAGGGACUCUCGCCCUGUGUCCUAUCGAUCAUCAUCAGAUUCAGUGGGGCGUAGUCCGUGCUCGGGCGACCCAACACACACUCACACAAACACACACGCUCACGCUCACACGCACACACAGCGUGAGUGUGCGCGGCAGACUCAACUCACCCGCUCGCUACUCGCGAUGCGGUCGGCCCGCGUUUUCUUGACCACGUUGGCAGGAGGGAAGAGAGAGAGGGCAACCUCCAUAUUCAUUCGGUGCCUUACUAUGCAAGCGCGUGUGCGCUCUGGGUUGUGUGCGGCCGAGUAAUGGCCGUGUGUGUGUAUGUGUGUGUGCGCGCGCGCGUGUGUGUGUGUGUGUGUGUGUGCUGCAAGGCAGAGGGCGAGGGGCCGGCCGAAGCUGUGGCCAAGCCCCACCCACUCUCUCUCUAUGCCUCCUCGCUUCCCUCAGCCGCCUCCCUUCACGGCCGCCAUUCAUUUCUCCUUCUUCUCGUCCGUGCUAGGCACUCGCUAGCCUGCCUCUCUUCUCUCUGCCACGGCAAACAGCCUGGUCAACCGAGAGGCCAUCGUUUCUCUGCGUUUUCGCUGGUUUCUGCACUCUUUCGGCUGCGCUCUCGCCGUCUCCGUCAUUGCUCGUAUCGAUCGCCGCAACCUAACCCUUUUCCUCAUUCUGGGCCCCUUCACACACUCUCUCGUUUUCCUCUCGCCCUCUCUCCUACCUAGUCAACGUCACACAAAUCCAGUGGAGCGCGUUUGAAAUUGAUGCACAUUUAUGAGGAAUCAGCGGUGCAUAAGUCACAAUUAGCAUAGUUGGAGAGGCGGCAGGUAUCUUUAUGGUAAUUAGCUCAGAAACUAAUGAGUGACGCAAGGUUUAACAAAGACAAUCCGGGAAACAAGGGGAGGAGGGGCAGAUGUUCCAUUUUCUUGUCAUUGCUUGUGUUUCCUUUCUUUUCGAACAUAUAAACAUAUCACAUUGAUCUCAAACUUGAUAUUUUCAGAUGUCCGACUACAGUGAAAGACCGUCUGGAAGUUUGGCGCGCAUUGGAGACUACGAUGCAAGUUCGGACGAUUCCGACCAGAACGACGACGAUGAGACUCCUGUCACCAAGAAGUCGUCAGAAAUCGCAUCCAUCGACACGGACGAAGUCGCCGUUGCCGAAGCAUCGCCAGCCGAAGUCGGAGCUGACUCGGCCACCAAAUCGGAGCCAACACCGGAAGAGCCAGUGCCAGCCACGAUCGAAAAGGAAGGCACCAAUGACAAGGACAGUGAGAAGGCUGACGACGAGGAUAGCAACCGGACAGAGGACAACGAUAGCAGCAAAGCUGAAGACGUUGAGAUGACGGAAGAAGACAAUAAGAAAAAGGGAGAUGUGGAAGUGAAGGAAGAGGACGUCGAGGAUAAGGUGGAGCCAGAAGUGGAAAUAAAGAUGGAGGACGUUGAGAUGGAAGAGGAGAGCUCCGACACUUCACAAAAGGACGAUGACAUUUCGCCGAGCUCUUCUGACGCCGAUCUCGUGGAAACAGUCGUAAAAACCGAGGAAAAAGAGGAAGAGGUUGCUGAAUCGAGUGACAAGGGGAACAAAAAGAGAAGUUCCAAAGCAAACGAAGGCUCAUCCAGUGAGGAAAGCAGUGGAGGCAGCUCCAGUGACUCGGAGGACUCUGACAAUGAGGAGAAGGCUGAUGCUCCGACGGGCACCACCAAGCAGCUUGAGGCGGAGGAGGAACCGAACGGAGAAACUGAAACCUCAGGGGAGAAAUCCAAAGCGCCAGAGAAUCCUUGGGAGACUCCGAAGCAGGUGAGAAAAAUCAUUGUCUGAAACAAAAAAUGUUAAACACGUUGUUUUUUUCAGAAGCCAGUCAAUGGCAUUGUUCAGCCACGCACCAGUCCGCCACGUGGAAAGCCAACUCGUCACACGAACUGCCUCGACUUCGUCCUCUUCACGAUUGUCAAAGAGGCUUUGAAGCAUAAGCAUUCGUGGCCUUUCCAGUCGCCGGUCGAUGCCAACAAGCUCGAGAUCCCAGAGUAUCACAAUGUUGUCUCCAAGCCAAUGGACCUCCGAACCAUUGAAAGACGUCUUCGUAACCUCUACUAUUGGAGUGCCGACGAUGCCAUCAAGGUAUGUGGACGGAUUUAGGUGAAGGUGGUGGUGAAUGGUCGAUGUGAGAGCGGGGAGAAGCACAGAAACGAGCAGGUAGAUUGUAGCUGGACGUGGCGGUGGAAUCGAGAGCUAUGCAAAUGAUGAGAGGCCCCAGGAGAGAGGAGAGAGAAAAAAUGAUGAGAAAAGAGAGGAACGAAAAGAGAAGGGUUGCCCGGGUGACCGGAAAUUAGGGCAGUCACUCUGCCAUGAGAAAUGAGCGUCUGGUCGCACGAAGGGGCUCAGCACCUACAUACAUACAUCCUUUUUCCUGUCUAUUCACCCGACAAAACACCUGAGUAUACUAGGGCUAGACAUACUCCCGGUUCUUCUAUUUCUUGAAUAUUAAAUCCACGGAGCGCAUUCUGACCACAUGAUAAACGAGAAGUUGUUUCGAGACACUGCGCCCUUUCUGUUUUUCGCUCCCUGGAUCUCUUGCUCCUGCUGUCCACGGGCGCUCGCAGUUUCAGCUGUCCCCGCCCACUUGUGGGCUGCGUGCGAGAAUGAGCUUCAUUCAUUCUCAUUCAUUUUGCGGGUCGUGCUGGCCGGCUCUCAUUUAUAUCGCUACCUAAGACUCCUGCAGUUUAGUUUAUGACUCAUCCGGUUUUAGGGGCGCCGCAGCAGCUUCUUAGUAAUAACAAACGAUUUGAAUAGCGGAACGGUAGCCGAUAUUACUCAUCUGAUUGUUUUUAGCCAGUUAAUUGAAUACAAUAGAAACACCAACAUGUAUUGUGCGGAGAACAAUGAGAGAAGGAAGGGAGAGAGAGCAGAGGGUGUAUUGUUAAAUGCAAAUGCUUACAGUUUUGGUCAGCUUGUUACUGGCAUAGUCGGUCGGGUUGGGCCGCAUGUUGGAACAAACCUCAACUCUUUUGCCUUUAAAAUUCAUUUGGAUAGUUUUAAAAAAUCAUUAAAGUUUUGAAAUCGACCACAAAAUGCAUGUUUUGUUUAGCUCUUUGCCAUCCUCUAACAUUCUCUCUUCCCAAUUCUCUGUGCAUUAAUCACGAACUAGAAGAAAACAGCCGCAUCGUUUAUGAUUCAGAAAAUGUUAAGAGCGGCAUAAAACCGUCUCACUAACCCUCGUUCUUUCCGGCUCUGCAAUCUUUCCGAAAAAGCAGAAAUCUUAUAAUUAGCUUGACAUUUUCUAUUUUUGCAAUACUACAAACAAAACCAAUUCUCCAAUAUCUUUUAUCUCUCUCUCUCUUUCUCUUUCUCCGUCUCUGUCUAAGGGUGCUACUCAAAAUAGGUCACUUUCUGAAGCACUCUGCUCUGUUUUGUAAUAGUCCCCCACACUCGUGUACUCCACACAUAUCCAAGUAGAUGAAAGGCAAAAGAGUUGGUGGUUUCAGGACAUCAACCAGUUGUUCACCAAUUGUUAUACGUUCAACCCACCUGAGUAUGACAUAUACAAGAUGGCCAAAGCACUGGAGAAGCAAAUGUUGAGCCAUAUGGCACAAAUGCCCCGUUCUGUAAGUUAACUUUUUCUUUAUUUCAGGACUUGAACACGCUGUUCGAGAAUUGCAAAAAGUUCAACGACCGCAACGACGACAUUUACAUAAUGUGUGAAAAUGUCGAGGGUGUCGUGCAAAGGGGGCUGGAAUGGAUGCCCACUAAGGUUCAUUAUCAUCAUCAUACACGCACUCUUACUCGUUUGCAUUCCCGUGUCUUCUUCUACUUCUUCUAUCAUCUUUCUCACACUCAUCCUUAUUCUUUUAGGAGUCACCAGCCGAACUCGCCGAACAUCACCGUCGUGGAAUGUUCCCCGCGUCAACUCCAAACGGAAAAAUGAAGGGUCCAAAGCCUCGUGGAAGAAAGAGCACUCGUGGACGUAAGAAGGCGGUUGUGCCUCGUGGGCAUGCCAUUCCAAAGGAGGAAAUAGUGGACGACAUUGCCGAUGACGCAUCGUCGAAGGUGGAGUCGAUUAACUUUGACGACGACGAAGACGACGCUGCCACCGAGAAGGACGUCGAAAGCCGCGCAGAAUCGAUCCAGCCGCCGGAAAUUCCGGAGCCGAAACCUUCGACUUCUCAGCCAGUUGCCCCGAAAAGUGCUAAGCGAAAGGCGGAGAACGGUGACAACGGUGUCGCUGUCAAAGUCGCCGCUCCAUCCGCACCAGCCACCCCUGCGGCUCCUCCAGCGCAACCACGUAAGAACCCGAACACCAUGAUCGACUGGAAGAACCUGCCGGCCCGCUACCAUGGCAAACAGACGGAGUGGCAGAAGUUCUGCUCCAAGCUGCUGACGGAGAUCCACAGCGUUCGCAAUAAAGGAUUCGCCCAAGUCUUCUACCAACCUGUCGACCCAAUCAAACUGAAGAUUUUUGAUUAUCUGGAUGUCAUCACCAAUCCCAUGGAUCUUCAAACCAUCAAGAAGAAGCUGGAUAAUAAGCAAUACAUUGAACCCGAAGAAUUCGAGGCCGACAUGAAUCUGGUAAGGGAAACUCGACACUGUGAAGAAUUCAAUCGAGCAACUUUCAGAUGAUUAACAACUGCUGCACGUACAAUCCCAAAGGAUCAGCUGUCCAUCAGAACGCUCUUGACAUGAAAACGUUCUUUGAUGUUCGCUGGAAGAUGUGCCCGCGUCCUGGUGCGGAUACAACUCUGGCCGAGGGUUACAUGACGCAGACACUGGUUGUUAACACGGACCUCGUGGAGGAUGAGAAGAUCAACCAAUACAUCAAUGCUGUCAAAGCCGAGGAAAAGAAGUGUGCUGAGAAGCUGGAACUUCUUCGCAGCAUGAAUGAAGGCCUUUACGGCAUCGCCAUGCAGCGCCGCGAGGCAAAGUUGGCAGGAAGUACUGCUCCAACACUGGGAACGUCGCAUCUGACGCAAUUGGACAAGCUCGGAAUCACCAUCAAACCAACCACUCCGAUGAUUGUGCCUGAACUCAUCUCGCCUGCUCUUUCUGUUCGUUCGUCCAGCCGUGCUCCAGUGCCGAAGAUCAUUGACGACAUUGGUCCAUCGCCGAUCAAGCAGAGAAAGAUGUAAGGAAACGGAAUAUUCUAGAAUCUCAUCAUAAUUGUUUGUUUCCAGUUCGAAGCCGCGUCCAUCUACUGCAUCAAAUGCAUCCGUGGCGUUCACGGCCACCCCAGGAACUCGCGGCCGAAAGCCGAAAAAGUCGGGAAGACCGAAGAAGACGUACUCUCCGCCACCAUCCCCGCCUCCGUUCGACCCGAACCAUCGUGUUGGUCCAUACGAGUCCAUUUACGGACGGAAGAAAGUUGGCAAUCAGCACAAGAUCGAGCUGUCGGAGCGAAUGGGAAAGCUUCCACACGAGUUCAUCACGCCGGUCCUUCGCAUCAUCCAAAUCGGCCAGCACAACUUGGGCAAGCAGGUCACCACUCUGCGAUCGCUUUGCGAGGAAGAGAUUGACUUCAAUGAAGUUCACGAUGACUUGGUUAUCGAGUUGCUGGACUAUAUGGAUAUGAUCCAGCUUGACAAGCCGAGAGGUAAUCCUGUCAUAAUCCUAAGUCCAUCAAAACGUUUAUUUUUCAGCUGAGCGAACAAAAACCGAGUUGGACGUCAAGGCCAAGUUCUUUGGUUUCGAGGCCUACGACCAGCAAAUCGGGAAAAUUCCGUUUAAGAGAAAGGUGGGACGCAAGAUGGUGCGCUCUGAUUCUCCGUCGCCGUCGGCAUCUCGCUCCGGAACUCGCUCCUCGGACUCUGAUUCUGAAUCGGAUUCCUCGGAUUCUGAGCCGCCUAGCCGCAGCAACAGCGUUGUCCGUGCGGCCCCAGGCAAGCGCCCUUUCAGUGGAACUUCGUCGAGAGCCUCAACUCCAGCCGGACCGAGCCGUGUCUCCGUGGCCGCCGCCGCUGCGCCCACGAACCGUCGGACCACUCCGCCAGUCCGAUUGGGCAAGGAUUCUGGCUCCAACAAGCCCAUCUACUCGACUCGCACGCUUUCGGAGAGCUCGAGUUCGCCGGACUCGUCGGAUUCAUCAGAUUCGGAUUCUGAACCAAGUUAGUUUUGACGAGAGCAAAUCAUCACUCAUCAAAGCAAUAAAUGUGCAUGCAUCUCAUUGAGACUCAUCUCAUCCCACUGUCCAUCUUGCAUAAUUAUAUCCCAGUAACACUCAAAUCAAUGUUUCGUGGUUCUUUUGUAUAUUUAAAAUAUUAUGCGCGAAAAUUCUCUCCCACAACAAUUAUAAUAACCCACCCACCACUCAUUUUGAAGGUCUCGUUUUAUCAUCUCUAUAUUUGUUUAUUCUGCUUUAAAUAUUGACAAUAAGUGGUUUUAAUCAAGCAUUUCUCUCUUUACAACAUCAAAAAAGAAAGACCAUGCACUAAAAACAGAACAAUAACAAAUUUGAUGACUAACAGAAACACGAAUAGUUUAAUGUCGGCAGAAAGGGAAGGGAUGAGUGGGGAGCAUCACAGACAAAAUCGCAGAAAUAAAUGAAAUAGUGCAGUAUUGUAACUUAGUGAUUUACAGAGAAGCCGCCAGCGAAAACUGUGACUACUGAGAAGAAAACUGUCAGAAAGCCAGCACCUCCGCCGCCGAAGAAGAAGGCUCCGUUGUCGAUUCUCGAUGAACUGUUGCCGGAGACUCCGGAGAAGGAAACGGACGCCGCCACUUCCACCAGCGGGACCGGGUCCCGCAUGGCGCAUCCGCCAACCAUCCAGAAGCCCCAGCAGAAUGUACCGGCCUCGCGGAUUUCCGAGGAAGAUAUGCAAGCGCAACGCGAACAGGAGCAUAAUGCUGCACUCGAGAGACAGGCCGAGGUGAGAGUUGAUUAGUUUCAGACUUGUUCAUACCCCAGUUCGUUUUUAGGCGCGUCGUCGUCGUGCUCUUGAGGACCAGCCGAUGAUCCACCAACACGAAGUUAUGCAAGCGUUCGAGAGCCAAUACGGCGACUUUUCCUACUGA